This is a messenger RNA of Cucumis melo (muskmelon), 2568 nucleotides long. RefSeq lists its product as uncharacterized. The transcript is spliced from 8 exons. The record is from RefSeq and is a predicted model, not a curated record. NCBI's taxonomy places the organism in Eukaryota, Viridiplantae, Streptophyta, Magnoliopsida, Cucurbitales, Cucurbitaceae. The coding region runs from base 128 to 1855 and encodes 575 amino acids.
AUAUUAUUUGCAAUGGAGAGUUAUUGAAAGCAAUGUGGAUUUUGGCGACCAAUUUUCCUCCUAACCCUUUCCUUGUCGCCAUUCCAACAAAAACCAUAAUCCAUUGUUUUAUGGAGCACACAUUACAAUGAAGCGCAAUUUCCAACCUGCCAUUUCUAAUGAUAGUAGCCGUCGGAAGAGAACAAAAGUUGGAGAUCUUGAUCGUGAUAGACCUUUGACAUGCAGAAGAGAUUCUUCUCCCAUAUCCUUGAAAGAAAGACAUGUUACAUACGCAAAGAAUGCAAAAACUUCUGAGUUUGCAUUUUUUAAAAAGUUCAAGGAAGAUGCAAGCCAUAGAUUCAGCUCAUCUCUUCCUCGUCAGAAGGAACUUCAAUCAAAAAAGUUCAACUCGAGUGAUUGUUUCAGAGAGAGCGCAAGCCCUGUUGAAAACCGCUGUAAAGACUUCACAUCACAUCAUCUUGUUGAGAAGGUCACUCCUGUUAACUUUAACUCGUUGCAUUUACCUCUGGGUAAUCCAUCCAAAAUUUCAGAUGUAGAUGUGAAACACGCUCAUAAAACAUUUGAGGAUAUACAGAGCAAACAGAGGAACGUGGAAAAUGAUGAUAUUUUUAGUAGAAAGAGGCAGAAAUUACGUCAGUUCAUUCAGAAUAUGUCGUUCCGUGGAACGGGUGAAUCUUAUGAGAAGGGGUAUGGUGUUAUUUCCAGGCUACUUAGCCGGCUUAUACCAGAGAGAAAUCAUUAUAAGUUUAAUAAUAACUUGGAAAAAAUACAAAAGUUGCGUGGAAGGUGCUAUCCAAGGCUUGAUUAUGAGCAUCAUUUGAAUAAUAGUUUAUCACCUUGUCGUUUGAAUAAUUCAAGAGGAAGAUCUUCUUUUCAUUCUGAUUUCUCUACCAAUAGCAAUGACAACAAUUUCCAAGUUAAGUACAGAACCAAGGAGUUCGACUGCGAUGUAGACAGAAAAAUGACUUUGCUGGAUGUCAAUGGUUCACCUCUCACCGCUGCAGUUGAAAACUAUAGAUCAUUUAUUUCCAGCCUUUUCAAUCCGCAAUAUAGUUUAUAUGAUCAAGAUGAACAUUUGCACCUAAGAAAGCAAAAGCUAGAACCUCUUCUGCUUGGUUGGGAUACUGACUACAUAAAAGAUGAAAGUUCUUCUCAACUUACAGAGUUGAACACAUUUGCCAAGUCACCAAUUUCAUUCGCUGAUGAUCAUCAGCCAACCUUGCACGAGAGUUUUGGUGCUGUUGCGCUGUGUUCAUCCCCUUUCCCUUCCAGUAAUCGUAUAAACUUCAACUCAUUGCCAUACUCCAAUUUAGCCAGCUAUCAAAUCCAAGGAUUAAGUUGGCAAAAUGUAUCAAAGGAGGAAGAUAUUGAUGCCACUUUCAACAACCUGCAUUUGAAUUUCUCAUCAGUACCCAAAUGUCUUCAUCAAUGCAAUAGCUAUGUUGAUGACGGAGGCUGUCAUGACUUGUGUGCACAAAACGCUGAUUGGGUUAUGAAUAAUGUGGUGAAUGACGAAUCCCAACAUCCUUCUGUUGAAAGUCUGUGUGCUUCUGGCCUUGUCUUUGAUUUUGGAUGGAAAUACCUCUCAGGCUCAAAGGAACAAUGCCAAACAUCUUAUCAUAUACUUAAGUACCCACUGGAUGAAAUACAACCCACAGCCCUAAUCAAUGAAGAAUGGAGUAAUGACAGUUCAGAUGAUGUGCUUGUGGAUUAUGGACCGCCCUUCUAUAUCCAACCCGAGUCAUUCUUUCAAGAAGGGAAGGUAUACUCUGUAUUGACUGAUAAACUUAGCUGCUGGGAUGUAGUCAGAAGUGAAAUAAAUGUUGAUGAUAUAACUGAAAUGAAUUACAAAUGAUAGCAGCUUCAAUUUUUAAUGACCCUCUAUGCUUAAUCCUGUGUCCUCUUUUGGCCUAUCUUUUUAUUUUACAUUGUGGGGUAAAGAGAGAUGGAGAUUUCUGGCUAGAAGAUCAUUUCCACUAACAUAAUUGGGGAGAGGCGGAGGUUGCUUGGUUGAGAGAGAACUCAACAUGAUUUUCUUGGUGGAGAAUGAAUGAAAUAAACUCUGUCAGGUAGAUUUUUCAGGCUUGGAUGAAAAAACAUUUCAAAGAGCUUCAAGUUGUGUUGUAAACAAAAAGAUUCUUGGAUUGAGUCAUUUCUUGAGAAAACCACUCUUAUACAUCCUGUCCACAUAUUGCUUUUUAGUUGUUGCAUUUGGAUGAAAAUGGUAUUUGGAAGUCAUGGGAACACUGUGCAUUUUAGUGAAGCUAAAUGAUCUGAAGCCGAGCAUAGUUUUGUGUAUAAAGACAUCAAUUGCCAUCGUUUGUUUGUCAGAAGAAGAGGGUUGGUUAAUUGAACAAGUGACAACCACCUAAGAGGCCCUGCCUAGGCCAACGGCUCAACCUGCCACUGAUACCUACCCGAGUCCUUUGGAAAAUGUAUGAAUUUUUUUUAAUCCUUAUAAUCAACUUUAGAAAAUAACUGAAAGUAUAGUAUUUCUUUUCUUUAGAAAAAUGUAUAAAUAACUGGUAUUCCUAUGCAAUGAUUGAUAGUAGCGACAUAUUCUUUUAA